AUGUCAUUUUCUUUGACUGCGUCAAAUCCUACCGUGGUAAAAACUUCAAAGGGCGAAGAUAAAAUAAUUUGCGUAGAAUUUAAAGUGCCAGAAUAUAACCGAGAUGCAUCUUUUAGUCUUGCAAAAUAUUCUUUUCGUGCAAAAUCAGAAAAUCCCGAUAUUGAUGAAGGAUGGAUUGUUUAUAGAAAUGAUGAAAGUUUUCUAACUGUUGGGAAAGGAUAUGUGGUCGUUAAAGGGAAAUAUUGUGGUAUUUGCUCAACUGAUUUGGCUAGACGAUUUUUGCCUUUCGAAUUGCCACAGAUUAUCGGGCAUGAAGCUGUUGCUAUACACCAAUCUAAACCCGUUGUAAUAGAAAUUAACGCAUCACAUUUUGCUCGUGGCAUUACAAAUGAAUCAACUUGUCCUUUUUGUAACAAUGGAUUGUCCACUCAAUGUCCAGAUCGUAUAACUUUGGGAAUAAAUCAACAACCUGGUGGUUUGGCUCCUUAUAUCCUUGCACCUAUAAAUGCCAUUGUACCAAUUCCUGAUAAUUUAGGUUUAAAAGCAUCGAUAUUAGUGGAACCUUUUGCAGCCGCUCUACAUGCUGUUGAAACAACACCGCCAAGUAAUGGUCAUGAGGUUGCUGUCUUGGGACCUCGUAAAUUAGGAAUAUUAAUUCUUGCGGCUUUAUAUAGUUAUCGAAAAAAAUACAAUAUUGAUUUUACUACAACGGCUAUUUUUCAUAAAGAUCCACCACCACAACCACUUUCUGAUCUUGCGCAACAAUUUGAUGCACAAAUUACCACAUCAUCAUCUUUGUUUCCCGACCAAAAAUUUGAUAUUAUCUUUGACACCACAGGUUCCCCGGAAGGUUUCUUACACGCGAUAAAGCUAUGUAAAAAAAUUCUUCAUUUGAAAUCAACUCAUGGACGAGAAGUUUGUGGAGUGAGACGAAUGACAGAUCUUGUGGUUGAAGAAUUCUCAUUGUUAAGAUUUGAACAAAAGAGUUUAGGGUUCAGUUGGCCUGGAGAAAUUUUAGGCAAACGAAGGAAUCCUAACGUUUUCGUUAGCCCAUCUGUUGAUGAAAAGGUUGUUAAAUCGAUUAAAGAUACUGGAAGGAACGUGAUUAUUCUGGAAAUCACACAUGCUCUAGAAUACGUUAAGCAAUGGAUCGAACAGUCAAGAUCAGGAAAAAUUGAGGAUGAAAACUUGACAAAGUCACCGGUACCAAGAUUUGAUUUGGCUGUUGUUGGUAAAAUUGAGGAGGUUGAUUCUAUUAUAAGACCUAAUGAUAGCGAGGAAAUUUCUAUCCUUCGUCCUCGCGGAGCCAUUCUUUACGCACCAUCUUUAUCAGUGAAAGAAGAUAAUAUAUCAAAAGAAAUGAAUCUACUUAAGAAAGCGCUUCAAGAAGAUAAUAUUCAAAUUUGGUCAACUAGAUGUGGUAAUCUUUCAAAUUCUAUAGAAAUGUUAUCUUCAAACGAGAAUAUUACUAAAAUUUUAGAAGAAAAAAUGAUAUCAAGAGAGAUAAAAUUACAAGAUAUCAGAGAUGGAUUUAGUCUUGCAGCUAGUGAAAAUAUUAUUAAAGUUGUUGUAGAUGUUGAGUGUUGA
Dentiscutata erythropus is the source of this 1587-nucleotide messenger RNA. The record is from the annotation of a GenBank genome assembly. NCBI's taxonomy places the organism in Eukaryota, Fungi, Glomeromycota, Glomeromycetes, Diversisporales, Gigasporaceae.